Messenger RNA from Tachysurus vachellii, 2709 nucleotides. RefSeq names its product leucine rich melanocyte differentiation associated (gene lrmda). Gene Ontology annotation, biological process: melanocyte differentiation. The transcript is spliced from 7 exons. Lineage: Eukaryota; Metazoa; Chordata; Actinopteri; Siluriformes; Bagridae. The coding region runs from base 226 to 924 and encodes 232 amino acids. Gene Ontology annotation, molecular function: protein binding. The record is from RefSeq and is a predicted model, not a curated record.
ACGCGGCCGAUUUGUGGCUUGAACGGUGGCGCGCGCUUCCUUUGCAGAUCAGCUGACUUUGGCUAUGCGGAAGAAGUCAAUUAGAAACGUUAGCUGCCGAGAAAACGGGUUUUUAAACAAAACGUUACAGUCCAAAGUAUAAACCAGAGGAAGGGUUAUUUUAAGUAGGUUUUUAGCAGGUUUGCUGUUGAUAUUUGGCACGUUGUGAGCUGUCAGAGAGGUGGAAUGGCACACAGCGAGACUGGGGCUGUAGUGACUGGAACUCAGGUGUCCUAUAUUGGACAUGAUUGUGAGCUCAUCCCAGAGUUUCUUGCAGCUAAUUAUGGGAGUCUUGCAAAACGACUAGAUCUUAGCUUCAACCAACUCAGGUCACUGACAGGCCUGAAAGCAUUCAGCCAACUGGAAGAGCUGAUUGUGGACAACAAUCUUCUUGGAAAUGACCUCCGGUUGCCCAGGUUACCGCAGCUCCAUACCCUAACACUCAAUAAGAACCAACUCUCAGACAUUGAGGCCUUGCUUGAGCAUUUGCAGGAAGUGACACCAGCUCUAGAGUACCUGAGCCUGCUGGGAAAUGAGGCCUGUCCAAAUCAGCUGGUCAGCCUGGAUAAAGAUGAGGAUGAUUACCAGAGAUACAGGUACUUUGUGCUGCAUAAACUGAGGAACUUGAAGUUUUUGGACAGCAGGAGAGUGACUCCGUCUGAACAUCUGGAGGCACAGUCCCGCGGCGCCUUCAUGAAGGUGGUCAAGCCCAAAACUGAGCAGGACGUACGUGAUCACAGAUCAGACACCGCUUCUAUGCCUUAUACUCCUCUACCAAGAUCCAAAGAUGCAAAAAACCCCAAAGGAGUGUUUGCUAAGUGCCGUUACAUCUACUAUGGCAAGCAUUCAGAGGGCAACCGCUUCAUCCGCAAUGACCAGCUCUGAUGAACAGACGGACGGGCCGGGACGUGCAGCGGAGCUUUAUAAAGAUGUCUUCUCGUGUGUCUUUAUUAAUAUCCACAUCACCACAUGCAUUUUAAGCAGCUGAACACAGCCCUCUAGUGCCUUCUGCUGAGUGCGCCAUCCCUGCCACCUCUCAUCUCUCUCUCUCUGCCUGAGCCGUGCCACUCACACUGACAUCAUUGCCUUUAAGCAGCCUACACACACACACACACACACACACACACACACACACACACACACACACACACACAUCCAAGUGACUGUGUUGACAGCUACUGCUUCAUGAUGGAUUGCCUGAUCCAACUGCUACACUCUGCGGGUCAAAGGUCACACCUGAGGCUGCAGUGUGCCCAUGAGGACACACAGGAUGAGCCCUCCUCAAAGUCAAAGCUAAAGUUAAACACACAGAAAUACACAUGUGCACACACAUACACACACACACACACACACACACACACACUGUUCAUUCCACAUUCACAUCAGUCUGUUUCUGUUUAUACAAAAACACAGCAUUGUGUAAGACUUUAUACACUUCUGUACUUUCUUUUGGAAAAAAAAAUCUUCUAAACUCAGGAAGUACAUACAGCGAUAAUCUUUAAUUGCUUCUCACCAGUCACUGUUAAUAUUGUUUGAAAACGUUACUCAAAUAAUUUGUUCUAAGCAAGUGUAACUAUACCAGCAAAAAACAUUUGAUGAACAUGUAAUCGUACAUUUCUGACUUUUUAUUGCCAGAUGAAGGGCAUUUACAGGCACCUUGCACUGUGGCCUUGCAUGUGGUCAUGUGUACGUGUGUGUAUGAGUGUGUGAGCGUGCAUUUGUGUGUGUGUUUGUGUGUGUGCGUGUGUGCGUAUGUGUUGUGUGAAGUUGGUGUGUUGCGGGGGCAGAUGUUUCCGUGCAGGAGCCUGGAGGAGCUGGGAAAGUGCGUGGUAAUGAGCUUUGCUCUCGUUGCUUGGGUCCAGGAGAGGAAAAAAAGAGACAGGCGAGACAGAGCAGCAGGACUGAGGGGAGGGAGAGAAGUCAACAACUUCUUCCAUUCCUCCUCUUAUUGCCUCCUCAUGUGAUAUGCACACUAUUUUAAUGACUUGCUCUGUAACUUUUGUUUAUGAAAAAAAAAACCUGAAGAGCUUUUGCUGCAUUUCAGUAACUGGGUUUCUGCAAAUGGUCUCAACAUUUACUGGAAGAUUUGAUACAUUAAAGAUUAAAUAUUGGAUGCUUUCAUUCAUCUUCAUUCAAAUAUUUUCUAAUCAUUUGUUUUGUCUUUUGAAUAUAGUGUUAUAUUGCAUCUUAAAGAGUGAGCUCUCAGAAAGUAACAUGUGUAAUUCCAUGUGAUGUAAACAACAGUAACCAAAGAUUUUCUGUUCAUUUAUUUGAAUGAUCUCACAUCUGUCUGUCUGUCUGUCUGUCUGUCUGUCUGUCCAUCCUUCCGUCCGUCUGUCUGUCCGUCUGUGUGAUGUGUCUAUGUGAUGAUUCCCUGAUGGACCAGGGCGGACUUUGGUGUCCUGUCGACAUGGACAGUGUGUUUAACGUUCUCCAGUGCAGCAAGGCAGGUGGAUUUGGAAGUGAAAGAGAGCGUAUGAAGGCAGAGCACAUUGCUCUCCAUCCUCUGCUUGCUCUCAGGAAAAGUCCACACAUCACCCAGAGAAAUGCUGCUUGUGAUUGUGGGUCAGAUGCUUUGUGUAUAUGUGCCUUUGUGUUUGUUAUUCCGAGUGUAUGUGGAUGCAUAAUGUGCAUAUUGUUGAGAUUGUGUUUACACAAUGGUUUUUGUAA